Phialemonium atrogriseum is the source of this 1629-nucleotide messenger RNA. RefSeq names its product major facilitator superfamily domain, general substrate transporter. The record is from RefSeq and is a predicted model, not a curated record. The transcript has 4 exons. Gene Ontology annotation, molecular function: transmembrane transporter activity. The coding region runs from base 63 to 1592 and encodes 509 amino acids. Gene Ontology annotation, biological process: transmembrane transport. Gene Ontology annotation, cellular component: plasma membrane. Lineage: Eukaryota; Fungi; Ascomycota; Sordariomycetes; Cephalothecales; Cephalothecaceae.
GUCGCGGGCACCCAGACUUCCUCAAAUCUUUUUUCUUCUUCCAUAUUUCCCACGUACCGGAAAUGCAGACUUCAAGGACCUCAGAAGAGAAGAGCGGCGACCACGUGGAGAUCUCGCGUGGCGAGGAUACCGGAGCUUCGGAGACGGUGCCUUCGGAUAAGGAAGAUGCAGUCUAUCGGGAUCGACAUGGGUUCGCCCUGAUCCCCCAGCCGACUGGUUUUAAAGAUGACCCCUUGAAUUGGCCGGUUUGGCUCAAAUGGCUGGUGCUCCUCCAAGUCUCGUUCCUGGCCUUUCUCGGCCCCUUCAACUCGGCGGUCGUCAACCCGGCUCUAGUGCCGCUAGCCAAACUCUUCGAUAUCCCCGUCGACAAGGCGCCGUUACAGACCACCACCGUGAUCAUCGCCGUGGGCAUCGCUCCCCUGGUCUGGACUCCGCUGGCGAACGUCUACGGACGACGUCCCAUCUACCUCGUAUCGACCCUGAUCGGGAUUGUGGCGACCGUAGGGUCGGGCGUCGCGACAUCAUGGGCAGGCUUGAUCGUCGGCCGCGUCUUUAGCGGCAUCGGAGUCGGAGCCGCGAUGGCUCUUGGCGCGGCGACUGUCACGGACAUGUUUUUCUUGCACGAGCGAGGAACCAAAAUGGGCAUCUGGACCGUCUUCCUCACAAACGGCGCCCAUCUCGCCCCGGUCAUUGGCGGCUACCUGGCGCAGAAGGCCGGGGUCAGGUGGUGCUACUACCUUCCGGCCCUCGUCAACUCGGCUUCGUUUAUCGUCAUGGUGUUUGCGCUGCCCGAGACGCUGUUCUCGCGAUCCGAGCAGAGCCUCGCACGACACAAGGAGCGCACAUAUAUGGAGAUGCUCUUCAGCUUCCGCCGGAACGCAUUGCUCGACAGGAAGGUCCACGUCAUGGACGUUGUCCGACCGUUCCAAAUGCUCAAAUAUCCGUCCAUCAGCCUCACCUUCAUCUACUACAUCGUCUCGUUUGCAUUCUCGUCCAUCCUCCCAGCUGUCACCGUCGCCAUCAUGUUCACCAAGAUCUACCACUUCCAGACCGGGGCCAUCGGCCUCAUGCUCGGCAUCCCGCUCCUCAUCGGGUCCAUGCUCGGCGAGCUCCUCUCGGGGCCCUUCUCGGACUGGGUCAUGUACAGAUACGCGAAACGGCACGGCGGCGAGCGCAAGCCGGAGGCGCGCCUGCCGGCCUCGCUGGGGAGCAUGCUGCUCUGUCCUGCGGGCAUCAUCAUCUACGGCGUCUGCCUCGAGCGCCAGACGCACUGGAUGGGCCCCGUCAUGGGCAUGGCGAUCGCGAGCUUCGGCCUGCAGCUGGUCACCACCGUGAGCUACACCUACUGCAGCGACUGCUACAAGCCGCAGUCGGGGGAGAUUGGGAGUAUCUACAAUUUCGGGCGGCAGACGUUCGCGUUCCCGCUGGGAUUCUAUGCGAUACCUUUCGCGAACCGUAUCGGGAUCGACUGGGCUUAUAUCACACUUGCGCUGAUCACUGCUUUCACAUCUCUCGGAAUUAUUGUCUUGAUGUUCAAGGGAGAGCAGUGGAGGAAGAUGCUUGGGCAGCCACAGUUUCACAAGGACAUUUGAUUGCGUUCAGGGGUGGUUCAAUUCAUUGCGGUGCUUG